GCGUAGGUGACGGACCAGUUCUGUCUUCACGGGGCCUCACCUAGGCGUCUUGGGACAUCAGAGUACAAAGACUUUGGUUCCUGGUUCAACUAUGGAUGGAAAAGAACGGUUGAGGAUGGAGGAGGGCGAGGCGGAAGAUGAGUCCGAGUCAGAAGAGGAGGACUUAGAUGGCAAAGAACAGCGGAGACCAUCCACAGACGACAUGGCGGAUCGGAAAAGCGGGGUCACGGGAUAUCAAGAAGACUUAGGAGAGUCGAUUAAAAAGGACAGCAGUGUUCCACUCGAAAUACAGCUGCGUGGUCCUGGCAUGCAGCAGCUGUACUCACAGGCCUGCCGCCAGGGGGCGCUACCGUUGCACAACACGCGCGGGCUCGUGGUUGGUCAGUACAGAUCCGGAAAGACUUGUGUUGUCAGGAGGCUGACGGGAGAGAAGGCUGUGGAGGAUGAACCGAUAACAGACGGCAUCGAGAUUUCACCGAGCGUGAUGACCACGACAUGGCGGAAGGCAAAAGAGGAGCCAGACGAAUUCAAGGAAACUAUGGCAGAACGCUUGACGAAGCUACAAAAAUGGAACAUAGCAAAGUUUCAGACAUCGUUACGAAGCCAGCAAGCAGUCAAGAGUCAUGGCGACAAGACAAACCUUACAGGUAUUCAAAAUAACUUUUUCACAAAUCAAUAAGAUAAACACAGACUAAAGAAGUUAACGCCAAGGAACAGGAAGACAGGAAGAACCAUUAAAGCAGAAAGUAGUCCAUAUCAAAUUGCAGAGAACAAGAAUGUA
Molecule: messenger RNA, 781 nt
Organism: Branchiostoma floridae (Florida lancelet)
Lineage: Eukaryota; Metazoa; Chordata; Leptocardii; Amphioxiformes; Branchiostomatidae
Exons: 5
Coding region: 92-679 (195 amino acids)
Source: RefSeq, a predicted model, not a curated record